AUGGAAACCAGCUCCGGUACCCUUAAACCCUGCGGACAGGAACUGAGCCGCAAGGGCGCUGCGCUGGCCGACGAUGACGGCUCGAUGUUGAAAGCGUCGGUGGCGCCCAACAAGCCACCACCGCUGCUGGCAUCGCGGUUCGCGAUGCUGACUCGGUUCCACGCUGGCUACUUCCGCAUCAGCCUGGCGCUGAGCGGGCAGGCGCUGCUAUGGCGCACCCUCAGCGACUCGUCGACUGAGCCGAGCGCGCUGCGCCCUGUGGCGCGGUCCCUGCCGUCGGCGGCGUUCGCGCUGCUCUGGUGCCUGGCGCUGCUCACCCUGGUGGCGCUGUGCGCGCUCUACGCGGCGCGCUGCGUGCUCCGAUUCCCCGCUGUCCGCGCCGAGUUCCGUCACCACGUCGGCAUGAACUACCUGUUCGCGCCCUGGAUCUCCUGGCUGCUGCUCCUGCAGGCCACGCCAUUCUUGCGGCCGGAGGCGCCGUCGUACCACCUGCUGUGGUGGGCCUUCUCGCUGCCGAUCCUCGUGCUGGACGUCAAGGUGUACGGACAGUGGUUCACGCGCGGCCGGAAGUUCCUGUCCAUGGUGGCCAACCCGGCCAGCCACAUGACGGUGAUCGCGAACCUGGUGACGGCGCGGGCGGCGGCGAAGAUGGGGUGGCACGAGGGCGCCGUGGCCAUGUUCGCGGUCGGCGCUGCGCACUACCUAGUCCUGUUCGUGACGCUGUACCAGCGGUUCCUGGGCUCCGACUCGCUGCCGGCCAUGCUCCGCCCGGUCUUCUUCCUCUUCUUCGCCGCGCCGAGCAUGGCGUCCCUCGCCUGGUGCUCCAUUUCAAUGUCCUUCGACACCGGUUGCAAAAUGCUCUUCUUCCUCUCGCUCUUCCUCUUCGCCUCCCUGGUGUCCCGGCCGACGUUGUUCAAGCGUGCGAUGCGGCGGUUCAGCGUGGCGUGGUGGGCCUACUCUUUCCCCCUGACGGUGUUAGCGCUGGCGGCGGCGGAAUAUGCGGAGGGGGUGAGGGAGCCGGCGGCGAACGUGCUGAUGCUAGCGCUCGCCGUGCUCUCCGUCAUUGUCACCCUGGCUCUCAUGGUCUUUACCGCCUUCCGGACCAACGAGCUGCUGCCGCACGACGACCCCUUCUCAGCGGCCACGCUGCCCACACGACGAACACCCAGCAGCUAG
Lolium rigidum is the source of this 1176-nucleotide messenger RNA. Its product is annotated as S-type anion channel SLAH1. Bases 1 to 1176 code for a protein of 391 amino acids. Gene Ontology annotation, cellular component: membrane. The transcript has 2 exons. Gene Ontology annotation, biological process: transmembrane transport; intracellular monoatomic ion homeostasis. Lineage: Eukaryota; Viridiplantae; Streptophyta; Magnoliopsida; Poales; Poaceae. Gene Ontology annotation, molecular function: voltage-gated monoatomic anion channel activity. The record is from RefSeq and is a predicted model, not a curated record.